AUGCACACCAAGCGCGGCUGCAGAAUAACCAAUUCAGGUGACUUCGAGGGCGGCAUUUUGACACCUGAUUGCGACGUCCAUGCUCCUGGACAGCCCGCCAAUGCUGGUUGCUCCAUCCAGUCCAAGGACACCGCAUCGUAUGGGCCUUGGUUCAACGCGAACGGAGGCGGAGUGUACGCCACGGAAAUAAGUGAAACUGCAGUCUCCAUCUGGUUCUUCCCGCGAAACACUGUUCCGGGGGACAUUGAAACCGGAACCCCAAAUCCAAAGGCAUGGCCUAAGCCGAUGGCCAAAUUCCAUGGCGCAUGUGACGUUGCUGCCAACAUCAAACAGCAGAAAAUCGUUUUUGAUACCACGUUCUGCGGUGACUGGGCUGGGUCUGUCUGGUCCACCAGCAGCUGUGCAGCAAAAGCUGCGACAUGCCAAGAAUUUGUACAGCACAAUCCGACAGCGUUCAAGGAAGCGUACUGGAACGUUAACUAUGUCCGCUAUUUCAGCAACAAGGUUCCUGGGGUGUAUUGA
Messenger RNA from Histoplasma mississippiense, 522 nucleotides. RefSeq lists its product with no specific name. Gene Ontology annotation, biological process: glucan catabolic process. Bases 1 to 522 code for a protein of 173 amino acids. The record is from RefSeq and is a predicted model, not a curated record. Lineage: Eukaryota; Fungi; Ascomycota; Eurotiomycetes; Onygenales; Ajellomycetaceae. The transcript has 2 exons.